This is a messenger RNA of Egretta garzetta (little egret), 1766 nucleotides long. It is a transcript of the gene XAF1, whose product is annotated as XIAP associated factor 1. The record is from RefSeq and is a predicted model, not a curated record. Bases 67 to 1149 code for a protein of 360 amino acids. NCBI's taxonomy places the organism in Eukaryota, Metazoa, Chordata, Aves, Pelecaniformes, Ardeidae. Gene Ontology annotation, biological process: apoptotic process. The transcript is spliced from 6 exons.
AGGGAGGGGGGGAGUGAGCGAGCAGCUGCGUGGUGCUUAGUUGCCAGCCGGGUUAAACCACGACACAUGGCCACCUUUGAGAACUCGAUCCUCGCACAGAAUGACAGCUUCCUGCAGAAUCAUCAGAUACCUGUUUUCCUCAAAAUUUCAUCAGUGCAGCUCAGGCCUGGCAGAGAAACAAAAAUUCACCAACAGCUUGUUGAUGAUUGGGAUGAAAAUGACAGGAAGAUCAUCUCAGCUCAGCAGCUUGAAGGUGUAUUGAUAUGUGAAAGCACUAACUGUCCUCCUAUGCUCCCAAUGAACUGCUGUAUGUUUUGCUUGCAGGUCAGAUGUAAUCUUUGUCACCAAAGCAUGCAGCAAUACCAGUUGGAGCAUCAUGAGACCAAGGAAUGUCACAAACGAGCAAUGAAAUGCAAGAUCUGUGAGCUUGAAAUGCCCUUCAACAAGCUGCAGGAACACCUGAACGCCUGUGCCAGCCGAACAGAGUGGUGUUGGGAGUGUAACAAAUACGUCAUGUACAAAGACCAGAACAAACACAAAGAUAUUUGUCAGAACAGUAGUCUGCCCUAUCAUAAGGAUGUGGACUUUCAAACCAGCGAAGCAUCUACUAGUGCCACAGUUAUUGGCCCCUCUGGUACCGGUGGCAAUCUUUGUCAGAAGUGCAAUAAGUCAUUCCCAGAUGAGCAGUACUCCCAACAUCUGAACAAAUGCAGUGCAGCCCAUAAGCUGACAAAAGUUCUUGCUGGCCAGUCAACUUCAAAACUCAGCAGUGAUCCACCACAGUCUUCUUCCUCCCCAGCUACCUCUUCCUGCUCCAAAAAUGCAACGGCAUGGAAAGAUGUCCGUCCCAAAGGGAAAGAAAGGGACCAGCCAUUGACCUCCAAAACCUUGCUUAAACCCCCAAAGAACAAAAAGAUUGGCUUUUCCUCUCCCACAAGAGGCGGACUUUCCACAUCACCUCAAGCUCUUAAAGACACGCAGUCUUUUGACAUGCUGGUCACCUGUGCCCAUUGCAACAUUCUUCUGCCGCUUCCAACCCUUCGGAAACAUGAGAUCAAAUGUCUACGUUUGACAUCUUUGAAAAAUGCUAGGAUGAAACAAAAAUCAAGCCACGGAAAAAGAGACUCUUUCUACAGCACUGACGACUAAAUCUGGAAAUAGAGGCACAUCUUCAGAUUUAGCUCAGCUUUAGCAAAAGGCACCGAAAGUGUGCUAGCUUUAUCAACAAAUAAAAGUGACUUGCUACUCUGGAUCAAGAACAAAGACUGACUCGGAUUUUUAUUCCUUAUCAAGAGAGGCAUUUAAAAGGUUUCACCAGAAAACUGUGAAAGUGAUGGGGGCUCAGCAGCUGUGCGAUUUCAAGUGUUCCUACGUAAGCUUGCCUUAGGAGUGCACUUUUCCCACCCACUUCAGCAAGAAGAGCAGCUUAUUUAAAAAUGUUCUGGGGGAGAGAAAUAAGGAAAUAAGGAAUUCAGAAUUCCUUGUCAUGUUGAGUGCCACCAGUUCCCCUUGCCCUCACUGAGACCUGAGACCUUAGUGGUUUUCAGGGCAUGGCCUGGUGAAAUUAAAAACCAUUAAAUCCUGGUCUCCUUCACUUCAGUGAACCACUGAAGCUAGGGCUAGCACAAACAGCCCAGUCUUCGGAGAUUGCAGGCACAUCCAAGGAUAACUGAGGGUGUUCAUCUUCUGAUAUACAAAUGGAAACUGUCCUGGUUUCAGCUGGGAUAGAGUUAAUUUUCUUCAUAGUAGCUAGCAUAGUGCUGUGU